AUGGCGUCUAAUCGUCGACAAAACAUAAAUUCAUCCAAUGAAGCAGAUACAAGUUUUCCUACAAAAACAUCAGCACGGACGGAAGACAAUUUUAAAUGGACUCCAAGUCGAGAAAGAAUGUUUCUUGACUUGUGCGACCAAGGAAUUGCGAUGAAUACUUACCGUAUAAAAGAUCUUUCACCAUUUGCAAAAGAGUUUAUAGUUCAAAAGUUCAACGAGGAGUUCCAUCUUAAUAUCAGCUACAAAUUCUUCAAAGAAAAACUUGAUCAAUUGAAAAGAAAGUACAAGAAGUAUAGUAUUAUGCUGAAGUCUACCGGGAUCGUGGUUGAUCCUAUUACAUCUGUGAUAAGUGCAUAUGAAUCAUGGUGGAAAGAUCGUGAAGUAAGUACGCAUGAUCUUUUUUACAGCAAAAAAUAA
Messenger RNA from Arabis nemorensis, 417 nucleotides. Lineage: Eukaryota; Viridiplantae; Streptophyta; Magnoliopsida; Brassicales; Brassicaceae. The record is from the annotation of a GenBank genome assembly.